CUGUUACUGCACCUUUGUAUAUGUCUGAAACAAUUUGACUCAGGGAUCUUCCUGGCUUUUUAAGAGUUUUAUGAGGUGUGCAUCCAGGUGAACCAUUAACAGCAAUAAAGUGACAGUUAAAACUUUGACAAAGUCAUACUGGUAUCAGCUUCAGGCCUUGCUACCUUCAGACUCCGAACCAAAGAGGGAUCAAGCAAAAGGCAGCAGCCUGAUUGACAGGUACUAGUUGAUCAUGAGGAAAUCCAGUCACCAGCACAUUGGCCAGCAUCUUUUAAUUCUUAUUGCAUUAGUAUUAACCACGAAAAUCAAUGGACAACUUCCCAAAGGACCUCUGAAGUCGAUGAGUAUUUCUGUUACUGAGGGAAGCAGCAUUCCGUAUAUGAUAUAUCAGUUUCAACCAACCAACAAAGUUGUAAAGUCAUUUAGGAUGGCUGGUGAGACCCAUAACAGAAUACUUAUGGAAGAGGAUGGCUGGUUGUAUUUCAAUAAAUCGGUGGAUCGUGAAGAACAAGCUGAAUACACCUUACAGAUAGAAGGCCUCAAUGCAGAGAAAAAGGUAGUUGAAGGACCUGUCACAGUGACAAUUGUCAUUGAAGAUAUCAACGACAAUGUGCCUACGUUUACAGAAACUGAGUACAAAAGUGUUGUGUGGCAGAACUCCAGACCAGGCAAGCCCUUCAUGGAAGUAAAGGCCACAGAUUUGGAUGAUCCCAAGACUCCAAAUGGUAAAAUUGAAUACAGCAUCACCCGGCAGGUACCCAGCACAGAUCACGUAUUGCUUUUCCAGAUCGAUAAAGAUACCGGGGCCAUCUCCACUACGGAACAAGGAUACAAAUUACUUGAUCCAAAUGAAGCAAAACAGUACGAUCUAAUCGUUUCUGUGUCGGAUUUAGCUGAGUUACCCCUCAGUAAAAGCACCACAGUAAAAAUCGAUGUUAAGGAGAAUCUGUGGAAAUCACCAGGAACAAUAGAGGUUUUUGAGAAUUCUACUGAACCUUAUCCACAGACGAUCACAAAGGUGCAGUGGAACAUGCCUGGUGCAAUAUUUCAGAUGGAGCUCAAGGACAAGAAGUAUUAUCCCAAUAUUCCAUUCGUAAUUGAUGCCAAUGGUGACAUCAACGUGACAAAACCACUGGAUAGAGAAGAGAUUAGCGAAUAUCUGCUGUUGGUUUACGCUCUGGAUAACAAAAUGGAGAAUCUGGAAGACCCACUGGAAAUUGUGGUCAUCGUGAAGGAUAUUAAUGACAACAGCCCUGUCUGUAAAAGCCCAGUGACAUUCCUCGAGGUGCAAGAAAAUGAAAAGAUGGGAAGCAAUAUUGGACAAUUAAUUGCAAAGGACAUGGAUGACGAAGACACAAAAAACACUUUGUUGAAGUAUGAAAUCAUUGAUCAAGAGCCAAAGAUUCCAGAAGAUAACAUGUUCCAAAUUGGUGACUUUGAUGGCACUAUCCAACGCUUCAAAGGAGCUCUUGAAAAGAAGACUGCACCAGAAUACGUUCUACGAAUCAAAGUUACAGACCAAUUGGGAAGUGAGGGAGGACUAAGCACCGAAUGCCUUGUCAAUAUCUCUGUUAUUGAUAUCAAUGACAAGAUUCCAAUCUUUGAACAGCCACAGUAUGGUCCAAUCGUCUUAAACGAAACCGUUCCUGUAGGUAACACACUAACAGUAAUUCAGGCUACAGAUGAUGACGAGGCUUUUACAGGCAGCUCUGAAAUACUGUACAACAUUGUCGACGGUGACGAAAAUGGAAUUUUCAAAAUAGUAACUGAUGAAAGCAACAAUACGGGAUUGGUGAAGCUGGCUAAGCCUCUGGACUUUGAAUCUCAGUCGAGCUUUGCGUUAAACAUCAGUGCCACAAAUCCCGAGCCCCUCGUUGACGGCGUUUUCUACAACUCAAGCUCGUUCACAGUGCUCCUGAUUAAUGUGACCAAUAAUGAUGAGCCACCGUAUUUCUCAGAAAAAAUAUAUCAAACGUGGGUCUCUGAAGAUGCUUCUAAAGGAGAUUCCGUGCUUAAGGUGAAAGCCCACGAUCCAGAAGGUUCUGAAGUGAGGUACUGGCUAACAAAAGAUCCUCGUAAAUGGUUUUAUAUUAACAAUCGGACUGGAGAAAUUUUUACUCAUGGUAAUUUGGAUAUGGAGAAGGAAAGCCAUUAUAAAAUAGAAGUUACCGCCGUGGAGGAAGGCAAUCGGUUAAGAAAAUCCACCGUGGAUAUCUUCAUCCAUUUAAAAGAUGUAAACGACAAUUCUCCCAGAUUAGCAAAAGACUCCUCCUGGUUUUUCAUUUGCUUGCCAGCUGACGAAGAAAAGACAGUGACGAUCCACGCCGUUGAUGAUGAUGUAGAGCUCGGUCCUCCAUUCGAAUUUGUUCUGGGUGAAGUGGAAGGCAAGCAGUGGACUGUUAAACCAAUCAAUGGUACCCAUGCCUCUGUCAGCAUGAAAUUUGGCAAGCAUGAGGAAGAAACUGAGUAUAAGAUUCCUGUGACAGUUUCUGAUAAUGGCGUCCCACCUCAGAAAGGAAAAGAUUUCAUCACAGUUAAAGUGUGCAAGUGCUCAAAAUACGGAGUGUGCUUUAUUCCAGUAGACAAUCAACCCAGUUAUUCAAAAGCAGGACUUGCAGUCGGAAUCCUUCUUGGAACACUCGCUGUAAUAGGCUUGAUCCUCUUAAUCAUAUUUUUAAAAACUAAACCAAAGAAGCAUGGAAAAGCUGAUCUGACAAAUCGAGUGGAACGGACUGAGAAUGAAACGAUACCUCUGGCUAACGCAUAAUGGCAGAUAUUUAAAAGCCUACUGCACUCAGAAGAAGUUAUCAGAGUCAGCCUUCCAAUCUUAUGAAGAUCCAUUUACAAAACUUUCCAGGGAUUAGUCUUUUUAUUAUAAAACAGGUUUUGAAUAUUAAAAAGUUUCUGCGCGCACGCACACACACACACACACACACACACACACACAAACACACACACACACACACACACACACACAAACACACACACAAACACACACACACACACAAACACACACACACACACACACACACUCACACACACACACAAACACACACACACACACACACACACACACACAAACACACACACAAACACACAAACACACACACACACACACACACACACACACAAACACACACACAAACACACACACACACAC
Mobula hypostoma (lesser devil ray) is the source of this 3160-nucleotide messenger RNA. RefSeq names its product cadherin 17, LI cadherin (liver-intestine) (gene cdh17). Gene Ontology annotation, biological process: multicellular organism development; adherens junction organization; cell-cell adhesion mediated by cadherin. The transcript is spliced from 18 exons. The coding region runs from base 233 to 2767 and encodes 844 amino acids. The record is from RefSeq and is a predicted model, not a curated record. Gene Ontology annotation, cellular component: catenin complex; adherens junction; plasma membrane. NCBI's taxonomy places the organism in Eukaryota, Metazoa, Chordata, Chondrichthyes, Myliobatiformes, Myliobatidae. Gene Ontology annotation, molecular function: cadherin binding; calcium ion binding.